UUCCACCCCGGGAUUGGCCGGGCUGCCUGCAGCGUGCUGGCGUCACCGCAGCAAGUGGGCGCCGGUAACGAGGACGGGGAGGAGAGACGGAAGAAUGUCAGUAUCUGCUUACUGUAUAUUUUGCUACAGACAAAUAGGAACUUCUGGUCCAGCCACAAAAACACACCUACCAUGGAAUGAUAUCAGAAAAAUUGCAAAGGUAACUGGAUCACUUAUCCUAGGAGGUUUUGUAUUCAUUACAUAUGAAGUCCUGUCCUUAAAGAAGUUACUGCAACUCGAUACUCAAGCUAUACAUCAAGAAAAACUGAAAUCCUUUGUAUAUGUACGUACAGCUUCUCUAAAUCCAAGUGAAUAUCAAGGGAUCACAUACCAAGCCAGAAAAGAAAUCCAUAAAGCUGUGAGGAAAAUUCUAGAAGCAGAAGCUAAAAUUUUCCGGAGACCUUUUCAUGAACACUUCAGUACUUUUGAUGGAGAAGAUCACGAAUGUGCGUUAUGGCUCCUCUUAAAGAAAAGCCAGUCAGAAGACAGAGAGAUCCGACUGCAGGCUGUACAAGACCUGGCAAACAACAGGCACUGGCAUGAUUAUCAGUAUGGUACAGUUGCCCAAACCUGUGAUCAAAGGACUGCUAUAGGCUUGGCUCGAUCCAAAGAUAUUGACCUUCGCUUUUUCCUGCCUCCACCACCAUUGCCAAAAAUAAAGAAUGAUUAUGCCAUAGAAGAUGAACUUCGCUUGCUGUUAGUGUCUUUACCUCAGACUGGUCUUGAUCCAUGUGUCCAGUACUUCACAUCCCUUGCUUUACGUGAAAGUAGUCAGACUCUUGCUGCACAAAGGGGAGGCUUAUGGUGUUUUGGAGGAAAUGGACUCCCAUAUUGCGAGACAUUGAGUAAAAUCCCUUCAGAGACGGUGGAACUUUUUUGCUUGCAAGCUUUAGUACAACAUUCUAAGGUUCCUUCUCACUGUGAUAAAAUUGAAGCUAAAGGAGGCCUUCAGCUCCUACAGAGGAUAUACCAGCUACGUAAAGAUUCAGCAAAAAUACAAAGGAACAUCAUUCGCAUUAUUGGAAAUAUGGCUUUGGAUGAGCGACUUCAUUCCUCCAUAGUACGUGCAGGUUGGGUUUCUGUACUUGCUGAAGUAAUGAAAUCCCCACAUGUCAUUCAGUCUUCUCAUGCAUCCAGAGCUUUGGCUAAUCUAGACAGAGAGACAGUGAAAGAAAAGUAUCCAGAUGGUGUUUAUGUCUUGCAUCCGCAAUAUCGUAGCAGUCAGCCCAUCAGAGCAGACAUCCUUUUUGUUCAUGGUCUUUUGGGAGCAGCGUUCAAAACCUGGCGACAGCAAGACAUUGACCGGCAUUUGGAUAAAAAGGCUUCGGAAGGGGAAGAGGACUAUAGCCAGUGCUGGCCAAAGACAUGGCUGGCUUCAGACUGUCCUACUCUUAGAAUCAUAUCUGUGGAAUAUGACACCCAUUUGAGUGACUGGAAAGUAAAAUGUCCUGUUGAGGCUCACAGGAAGUCUAUUGCUUACAGGAGCAAUGAGCUUCUGGACAAGCUCAGAGCUGCUGGGGUUGGAGACAGACCUCUGGUGUGGGUAUCACAUAGCAUGGGUGGUCUUCUAGUCAAAAAGAUGCUGGUGGAUGCUUCCAAGAAUCCAGAAAUGGAUAAAAUUGUAAACAACACCAGAGGAAUCGUAUUUUAUAGUGUACCUCAUCAUGGUUCCCAGCUGGCUGAAUAUUCCAUAAAUGCCAGAUAUCUCCUCUUUCCGUCUGUAGAGGUUAAAGAACUCAGCAAGGAUUCUCCUGCCCUUAAAGAGCUGAAUGAUGACUUCCUGGCUUUUGCCAAAGAUAAGAAAUUUUCAGUGCUGAGUUUUGCAGAAACCUUGCCUACACACAUAGGCAGCAUGUUAAAACUCCACGUAGUACCUCUGGAAUCAGCAAAGUUAGGAAUUGGAGACCUUAUUCCAGUGGAUGUUAAUCAUCUAAAUAUUUGUAAGCCAAAGAAGAAGGAUGCUUUCUUGUACCAACGUACAUUGAAGUUCAUUCAGGAUGUUUUAGCCCAAGAACUUCGAGACUGAGAUUUUGCCAUCCUUGGCUGCUUAUUUCUUCCAUUUGAUGUAACACAGUAAGUUCUUCUUUGUUAGGGGAUCUGCAGAACUACAAAGAUGCUAUGUGAAUAGUAUCUGCUGCUGAAAUAAUUUUCAGUACAUCUCCAACUUGGACACAUCUCCUGAAAUGUAUUUGAAAUAAAUACAAACUGAAGUCCUAUAAACUUGGCCAAAAACCCCCGAAGAUUGGCCAUGAUCUGCUGACAAAAUGUGAGUAAAUUCUCCAGCAACUUGUCUGGGAGGGAAUUGGGGAUUCAGUUGAAAGAAGUUUCACUUACUCUCCAGAUAUCCCUCUAGAGCAACACAACUAGACUAAAGAGAGUGUGCAGGAUAUCUUCUUUUAGCAAAAAAAAUCAACCCCGCACCAAAAAAGUCUUACUCUGUGUAGGUGGUCUCAGUAAGGUAAAUCUACAUCUGGGACUAAAGUCUGUGUUACAGACAGCAUGAGAAACAAUUAACAGAGGUGGUUAUUUGUUUACUCAAAGGAAGAGAGAAGCAGCAUGUAGCUGCCUCAAAACUUUGGUUCAGUGUCUACAUUUAAGUAGUUGAACUGCAGCCUGAAGAAGUUCAGGCAAGUGAAUGAAGCAUUUUGGUCUAGUGGCUGAAAUGCAGGAGUUGUCAUAAUUUGUGUUUUAACUUCAUAGACCACUCAGAUUUUUUUCAGCAAAUAUGCCAUCUGUUUUCUGCCUCAAAGAGAUGGAUUGGUAGGUUUCCUUGCACAGACCACUCUAGUUAUUAUAAUCUGUUUGUAGAAAUGAAAAGAAAGAAAAGAAAUGUUCAGCUUCUUGUACAUUUCUCUCUUAAUCUUAGCGACUUGUGAGGUUGCUUUCUUUGGGACAGUGUGGAUCUGGUCAGGCUCAGAGCAGUUCUGUGCUUGCUCACAUGGAAGGUACAGAACAGAGGCUUAGCUCUUUCGCUUUACUCUUGGGACAUACCCAGAAGAUGGUACGUUCAGAUCCCUGCUACUCCUAUAACUCAUUCAGAAAUUCUUUCUUUAGCUGAUUUAAAGAAGAGCAUUGGAAAGACUCAAAUGUAGGCCCUGCCAAAAAGAAGCAGAUGCUUAGAGUUUGGAGCACAGAUAGAGAAAAAGUAAAGCAGGAAAAAAAUCAGGUGAUGUAAGGUUCCACUGGAAAAGCAGAAGAUGCCAAACAUUUUUGUUUCUUGAAGCCCAAGUGUAUUUAUUGGUGUAGAUAUAGAGGAAAAAGAGUAGUGUUUAUGUUUACAUUAAGGGUACCUUAACAGUACUGGUGAAAAAUAAGUAUUUUUAGGAAAAAAAACCCAACCUAUUGCAGUGUUCAGUCACUUUAAGAAGUGUCAGAUAGUUUGCAAUGUAGUUAAAAGCAACCUAAUCUAGUUGUGGUCUCUCUUCUUCCUUUCCUUACACCCCAACCCUCUCUGAAAACAGAGACAAUGAUUAGGCCUUUCUGCCCUAGCAAACCAUUUGCUAAAUAAGGCCUGUAUUGAUGACAGGCUUCAGACAUCUCUUGGCAUCCUUUCUUUGAGAUGAAUCUAAUUUCACUGGCCUUAAUAUCAUGGCUGUGAAAGCCACCAAAGAGGUGGGAUGCACUUUGCAGUUCUGCGUGGGCUUGGUCCAGGCGCCAGUGGUCAUUGCAGUCCUGCCAGGUCUUGAGACUGCCUCUGCUGUUCCCACUUAAGCUCUCCAGCCCAAGAGGACACUGCAAAUGCACUUCAGGAAGCUGACCUGCUUGAGUUGCAAAGUCAAAUUUCACGAGAGCAGUUCAGAGAAUGUACAGCACUACACUGGAAAAAAUAAGUGGUUGUCUUUUUUUCCCCUCCCUGAGAUGUAGGUAAGAACACUGCACGGCAACAUUUCAGAUAGGAAAGGUAACAGAACUGUUGUAACUGCCAAAGAGGUUUGUCCUUUUCACACUGUGGUUUCGACUUCAAAGUGUAAAUAUAUUAGAAAACUUUGUAUUCACAAAGUAGAGGGUGUGUGGAAUUCAUUGUGACUAGAUGAGGCUUCUAGUAACUGAACGUGGGUUUCACAGGACAGAUCUUCUAUUGAUUUUAACAGACUUCUUUGGCUUGCAGGGGUUCCCAUCAAUGACAUUACACAUUAGUCUCAGUAAAUGCAUCUAUGUUUUGUUACUGUAACUGGAACUUUCUCCUUUUUGUAACUGUAUAUAUGGGUGACUUUUGAAACUAAUAUUUUGAUGGAGGGAUGGUGUUUGUUGGGUCUGGGGUUUUUUUUUAAUAUAGUGAUGAAAUGUGGUUUUUAAAAUGUACUAGAUAUGCCACAAAAUGUAUUAAAGGUGAAUCAAUCA
Molecule: messenger RNA, 4380 nt
Organism: Colius striatus (speckled mousebird)
Lineage: Eukaryota; Metazoa; Chordata; Aves; Coliiformes; Coliidae
Gene: SERAC1
Product: serine active site containing 1
Exons: 17
Coding region: 95-2065 (656 amino acids)
Source: RefSeq, a predicted model, not a curated record